AUGGAGGACAAUUCUGAAGCUAAUCAACUCCAUGAACUUGAAAUCAAGGAUAUUUUGCAGCUCAUCAGAGAAUCCAUUGUUAAACCUCUCUACAAAAAAGGUGAUAAACUACUAGUAGAAAAUUUCAACCCACUUUCUUUAUCUUCCGUUUUUAGCAAGUUAAUUGAAAAAGUAAUUCUGAAAAAUAUGUUAGAGCAUUAUAAUAAGCACAACAUCCUGGGAGAUUUUCAGCAUGGUGUCAGAAGUGGUCGUAGCACCAUGACUGCAACACUUCAAUUUAUACUGAAAGCUCUUGACAAAAUUGAUGAAGUAUUAACUGUAGAAGUUAAGAAAUAUACCUGUUGUAAUGCAGAAAUUCCUGAUCACAAUACUAGACAAGUACAAAAUUACCAUAUGAUACACAGAAUACUGAAAAAAACUGCAAACAGUUCAUAUAUUAAUGGAGCAAAAUACUGCAAUGCACUGGAGAGACAUUCAAAAAACAUCUAA
Molecule: messenger RNA, 489 nt
Organism: Schistocerca nitens (vagrant locust)
Lineage: Eukaryota; Metazoa; Arthropoda; Insecta; Orthoptera; Acrididae
Exons: 3
Coding region: 1-489 (162 amino acids)
Source: RefSeq, a predicted model, not a curated record